This is a messenger RNA of Osmerus eperlanus (European smelt), 3823 nucleotides long. RefSeq names its product solute carrier family 7 member 5 (gene slc7a5). The coding region runs from base 209 to 1777 and encodes 522 amino acids. Gene Ontology annotation, biological process: amino acid transmembrane transport; neutral amino acid transport. Lineage: Eukaryota; Metazoa; Chordata; Actinopteri; Osmeriformes; Osmeridae. Gene Ontology annotation, molecular function: L-amino acid transmembrane transporter activity; neutral L-amino acid transmembrane transporter activity. The record is from RefSeq and is a predicted model, not a curated record. The transcript is spliced from 10 exons. Gene Ontology annotation, cellular component: membrane.
AAUCCUUUGUACACAGAGACAGAGUUGCUCUGACACAGUGGAAAGCACGCUUGUCUGAGUCUGCAGCGAGCCAGCAUCUUAGCGUGUCCUCGUGUUCCAGUAACCAAGCCUACGAACCAGUCUCAAACUGUAGCAUCAUUGUCGUUGAAAACACAUUUUAAAGGGAGAGCGAAUAAACUAAAAAGCGUUGUCCCCACAGGAGCGAGAAAUGUCUAGUUUAAAGAAAAGAAAUUCGAAUUCGUCCGCCGACCGCAAUGAGGAAGACAAGCAGGUGACGGAGAAGAUGCUCUCCCCAAGCGGAGGGGAGAACGGGAACACAAACCGGACCGGUGCACCGGGAAACGGGGAGAAGGAGGUUGGCAACAUUGAAGGAGAGGAGACGGUAGUUCUACAGAGAACCAUCACGCUAGUUAACGGCGUUGCCAUCAUCGUGGGUACCAUCAUCGGGUCGGGCAUUUUCGUGACCCCCACUGGAGUGAUCAAAGAGGCAGGAUCCGUUGGUCUGUCACUGGUCAUUUGGACUGUCUGUGGGGUGUUCUCGACCAUCGGUGCCUUGUGCUAUGCCGAACUGGGAACAACUAUCUCAAAGUCAGGAGGGGACUAUGCAUAUAUACUUGAGGUUUACGGGUCUUUGCCUGCUUUCCUCAAAUUGUGGAUCGAAUUGCUUAUCAUACGGCCAUCCUCACAAUACAUUGUCGCUUAUGUCUUUGCUACCUACCUCCUCAAACCCAUCUUCCCGGACUGCCCAGUGCCCGAGACAGGAGCGAAGUUAAUCGCUUGUCUUUGUAUCCUGCUGCUUACGGCGGUGAACUGCUACAGUGUGAAGGCCGCCACCAGGGUCCAGGACGCCUUCGCUGCUGCCAAACUGCUCGCCCUCGGCCUCAUCAUCGUCAUCGGCUUUGUGCAGAUCGGCAAAGGUGACACAGUCUACCUCCUACCAGAGAAUUCUUUCAAGGGUUCUAAGUCAGACUUCGGGAACAUCGGCCUGGCGUUGUACAGUGGCCUUUUUGCCUAUGGAGGCUGGAACUAUUUGAAUUUUGUCACUGAAGAAAUGAUUGAGCCUUACAAGAACCUGCCUCGGGCAAUCAUCAUCUCGCUGCCCAUUGUCACAGUGGUGUACGUGCUCACCAACCUGGCCUACUUCACCACGCUCAGCCCAGAAGACAUGCUAACCUCUGAGGCCGUGGCUGUGGACUUUGGGAACUACCACCUGGGCUACAUGGCUUGGAUCAUCCCUGUAUUUGUGGGGCUGUCCUGUUUUGGCUCUGUCAACGGCUCCCUCUUCACCUCAUCCAGGUUGUUCUUUGUGGGCUCCAGGGAGGGUCACCUACCCAGUCUGCUGUCCAUGAUCCACCCCACCCUGCUGACCCCCCUCCCCUCCCUCCUCUUCACAUGUGUCAUGACUCUGCUGUACGCGUUCUCCAACGACAUCUUCUCAGUCAUCAACUUCUUCAGCUUCUUCAACUGGCUCUGCAUCGCUAUGGCGAUCAUCGGCAUGAUGUGGCUGCGCUACAAGAAGCCUGAGCUGGAGCGACCAAUCAAGGUGAACAUCCUGCUGCCCAUCAGCUUCGUGUUGGCCUGCCUCUUCCUCAUUGUGGUGUCAAUCUGGAAGACGCCCCGGGAGUGUGCCAUCGGUUUUGGCAUCAUCGCCACCGGUGUGCCUGUCUACUACUUUGGCGUGUGGUGGCAGAGCAAGCCCAAGUGGCUUCUCCAGGCUAUAUUUUCAACCACUGCACUGUUUCAGAAGAUGAUGGAGGUCGUGCCGCAAGAAUCUUGAAGACGAUCAGAGACUAAGCCUUUAGAUGGCCACCACUCCCUCCCACCCCCACCCCAGUCCCAGCUCCUACCCCAGACACAACCCCACCCCAGUCUCAGCUCCUACCCCAGGCACACCCCCACCCCAGUCCCAGCUCCUACCCCAGACACACCCCCACCCCAGUCCCAGCUCCUACACGUAGACACACCCUAUAGCCUGUUCUUCAUGUGUCUCUUCAUGAAAAUCUCUAGCUCUCUUUCAUAUAGGCAAUCGUAUUGUUACAGUGUUCGAGUGAAGAAGAGCCAUGCUGUUAGCCAUACCUCACUUCCCCUGCCCCCCCUCCUACAGACCCAGCAGGACACCCUCCAACAACUCGGGUCGUCUAAUUUCGAAAUAUUCCCAUGUCCAGUGCAAAGAUUCUGUGGCUAGUGGACUGUGUGUAAAGACUUGACUCGUUGUAUUGUUACAUUCAUUUGCUUUUUUGGUUUGUUUGUUUGUUUUUUUACUUCGUACCUAAUCCAGCUAUCAACUGAAAUGUAUUUAAGUCAUUUUUUUAACUAUUGUUUUAAUCUUAAGCAAAAUCAGCUCCCUCUCACCCACUCCACGCAAAUGACCAUGGCUACUCCUUUCAGCACCUUACACGCUGCCUCCUGCAGCACCCUGUGUGUGUGGCGUGUGUGCGUGCAAAUUUGUUUCAGAGUACUUGUAGUGACUUGUCUAACUACUUGCUUGUAGUUAGGGUAGUUGGGGAGCAAGGACAAAUAUACUUGUCGGUAUCAACCAAUAUAAAAGGAGCUGGUUAAAACCCAAACCCCAACAGCUUCUACCCAGCGUUCUGAGACUCACACACAGCUCUCCAGUAUCACCGCUAAAGUUAGACCAAGACGUGAACAGGCCCCUUAAGAUGAAGUUAGACUAUGUUUUUACCCAGUUAGCUACAUGGUGAAAUAUGAGCUUGCUGCUUUAUUUUUUUAAUACCUGUAGAUAAAGAUUUCUACUGUUCAUGAGUUUUAUUUUUCUAAGUCAAUGCAGUGGCCCAAUUCUUUUCAAACGGGCCCUAUGCGAUCUCUAUAGACUGAGAAGGUGAAGCGUCCUUUAAAAUACUUUGGACACAAUUAGUGGUUUUAGACCUGUCAGUAUACGUUGUCACCUUUAUGAUUAUAGUUACUAUGACAACACGUGUCAAUACAGUAUUGGUUAUGAGUACUGUACGUGCAAAUCAACAGAGAGAGUGUUUGUAGGUCGGACGACUCUUGAGAAUAUCAGACUGGUUUUUGUAACAGACAGAUAGACAAGCCUGCAGGCUGCAGGGAGAGAACAGUCUCUCAUAUAUAUUUCAUGCCCUUACCAUAGAGUUGAAUUGCUGUCAUUUAUAAGAAGAAGACAUUUUUAGUUGUUUUUGUUUGUAGUAUGUACUGGUAUGUCUGACAGUGGAGGACCUGAUCUCAGCCCCUGGGGAAGGGACUCAAUAGGAUCAGCAGAACGUCCAGUUAGUUAGCAGAAGGCUACCGUGUUUCGGUCACGCCUCGCUAGGAACACUGUGGUCACAGUCACUGUAGGUAACCCUGUAACUAGGUCUGACAAUGACCUCAAGUUCAGGAGUUUGUGUGUGUGUGUUUGUGUGUGCGGAUUAACCUGCCAUUUGGCGAUUGUCGAUACAAAAGAGUAAACUGACUAAUAGCUGUAUUAUUAAUCAAGUAAAUGUUGUUUCAUGUGUGAAUAUGAUCUGGUGUGUGUGUGUGUGUGUGUGUGUGUGUGUGAGUAUAGAUGUGCAUCUGUUUGUGUUCGUAAUUUCCCUUGGUCAAAUGCUCUGUUGUCGUAGCUACUGCAUCAGCAACAAUCAUUAGGGUGUCAGGUGGCUAGGCUAGAACAGGACAGACAGGUCUAGGUUAGGUUAGGCUAGAACAAGUUAUUCUAGAUAAACUCAAGCUGGGUUUGGCUAGGACGGGUUAGUUUUGAUUAGGUCAAGAUGGGCUAUGCUUGGCUAGGCUGUGUUAGGUUAGCUUUGUUUAUAUUGGGUUUAGCUUGGCCGUGUCGGGUUAGUUUGGGUUGGGGGGAGUGGAGGGU